AUAGCUCUCAACACUUCUAUUUUCUCUCUCUUUCUCUCACAUACACUUUCUCUCUUCUUUCAUUACUCAAGCCUGAGAUGUCUCCAGAACCUUACGUUCUGUUCUUUGACUCUCUCAACCUGGUCACCUUCGAAACCUUUGCUUGGCUUUCUCUCUUCAUAGCCACAGUUGCUUUCAUUCUCUCACCAGGUGGCCUCGCAUGGGCCUGCACCAAGUCUUCCAAGUCUCGGGUUUCGAUUCCUGGUCCAUCUGGUUCUCUUGCCGUCUUCUCACGCUCCCACCCUCACCGCGUUCUCGCAGCGCUUGCCCAACGCUUUAAGGCCUCUCACUUGAUGGCGUUCUCCGUUGGUUUUUCACGUUUUGUCAUCUCCAGCGAACCGGACACCGCUAAAGAGAUUCUAAACAGCUCUGCUUUUGCUGACCGGCCGGUUAAGGAGUCAGCUUACGAGCUUCUCUUCCACCGCGCCAUGGGGUUCGCACCGUAUGGUGAGUACUGGAGGAACCUGAGGAGAAUCGCUUCAACGCAUCUUUUCAGUCCGAGAAGAAUCGCGGGUUUCGUAGGUGUUAGGGUUGGAAUCGGUAUGAAGAUCGUGAAGAAGAUCAAGAGUGUUGCUAUGUCUUCAGCUGGUGGUGAAGUUGACGUGAAGAAGGUGAUUCACUUUGGUUCAUUGAAUAAUGUAAUGACGACUGUUUUUGGUGAAAGCUACGACUUUGAUGAGGUUAAUGGUGAUGGGUGUUUUCUGGAGAGGCUGGUGAGUGAAGGUUAUGAGUUGCUUGGGAUAUUUAACUGGAGUGAUCACUUUGGUGUUCUUCGUUGGUUUGACUUCCAAGGAGUGAGGAAGAGGUGUAGAGCUUUGGUCUCCGAAGUCAACACUUUUGUCGGCAGCAUAAUUGAGAAGCACAAGAUGAAGGCGAGCAACAAUCUCGAUGGAGAGGAAAAUGAUUUCGUUGAUGUCUUGCUUGGCUUGCAAAAGGAUGAAAAGUUGUCUGAUUCUGACAUGAUUGCUGUUCUUUGGGAAAUGAUAUUUAGAGGGACGGAUACAGUUGCGAUUCUAGUAGAGUGGGUACUUGCAAGAAUGGUAUUGCAUCAAGACAUUCAAGCUAAACUCUUCAAAGAGAUAGCUUCCGUUACAAGUAACAACACUAGAUCCUUGUCUGAUUCUGACAUCUCAAAACUGCCGUACCUUCAAGCUAUUGUCAAAGAAACCCUGAGGCUCCACCCACCUGGGCCGCUCCUCUCGUGGGCUCGUCUCGCUAUCCACGAUGUCAACGUAGGUCCCAACCUUAUCCCUGCAGGAACCAUAGCUAUGGUCAACAUGUGGUCCAUCACACAUGACGCCAAAAUCUGGACCGACCCUGAAGAGUUUAAGCCUGAGAGGUUUACUGAAGGUGAGGAUGUAAGCAUCAUGGGUUCAGAUCUUAGGUUGGCUCCAUUCGGGGCAGGUCGUCGGGUUUGCCCUGGCAAAGCAAUGGGUCUAGCCACUGUUCAUCUCUGGGUUGCUCAGAUGAUUCAGAAUUUCGAAUGGGUUAAGGGUUCUUGUGAUGUGGAUCUCACUGAGGUUCUCAAGCUGUCUAUGGAGAUGAAGAAGCCGUUGAAGUGCAAGGCUGUUCCAAGGAAUGUUUGUUUUGGUUGAUGGAUCCGAUUAUCUGUUGUAUCGGGUCGGGUACUUGUUUUAAUAACUACUACGGGUAGUCUCUUUUAAUAAUUAAUAAUUUUGGUUUGCGUCGGAAGUUAGGGUUUUGGCACGUUUUGUGUUUGCUUCAAGUAACGUAGCGUAUCUCGUUAUCGGCUUUGGUUUAGUGGCUAUAUAUUCAAUAAUAUCAUAUCUAUAAAUUUGAUUA
This is a messenger RNA of Brassica oleracea var. oleracea, 1842 nucleotides long. RefSeq names its product cytochrome P450 78A5-like. The transcript is spliced from 2 exons. The record is from RefSeq and is a predicted model, not a curated record. NCBI's taxonomy places the organism in Eukaryota, Viridiplantae, Streptophyta, Magnoliopsida, Brassicales, Brassicaceae. The coding region runs from base 78 to 1634 and encodes 518 amino acids. Gene Ontology annotation, molecular function: iron ion binding; monooxygenase activity; oxidoreductase activity, acting on paired donors, with incorporation or reduction of molecular oxygen.